Sclerotinia borealis F-4128 is the source of this 657-nucleotide messenger RNA. NCBI's taxonomy places the organism in Eukaryota, Fungi, Ascomycota, Leotiomycetes, Helotiales, Sclerotiniaceae. The record is from the annotation of a GenBank genome assembly.
AUGCAACUCCCCUCCCUCCUUCUCAUUCCCUUCCUCGCCCAUCUCACAAACGCUCAAUCCUUUCCCUUCCCUUCCAUCCCGGACCCCGCAUCCUUCGCCGCAUCCCCAGAUUUCGCCAACGGCCAAUCUUCUUCCUCAAACUCCUUCUCGUCUUCCUCCAGCUCUUUUUCUGACGGUCAGGGAAGCUCCAGUUCCUCGCAUGUUAGUACCACGUGUGAUGCGAACGCGAAGUGUGAGACCCAUGUUAAUGGGUUUGUUAAUGGGACGGCGGUGGGGGUGGCGACGCUGGUGACGUCGACGGUGAGGAGAGUGGCUACGAGUACGAGUUCUGGUGUGGGUGGGACUGCUUGUGGGAGUGCGAGUGGGAAUGCUAGUGGGACUUUGACUGGGAGUGGGAGUGGGAGUGAACAGACGGCGGGGCCGGUGGGAGGUGGAGGUGGGGGGUUACUCGGGGGAAAUGCAAAUUUGGCGACGAGUGGGACGGCGGGGAGUACGGUAGUUGUUACAGGUGUGCCACCGACGGGUAUAUCUGCGGGUGUAUCUACGGGGGCAGCGAAGCUCGAGGAGGGAAGUAGUGGGGCUGGAAGGGUGGGUGGUGGAAUGGAACGGAUCAUUAUGUUGGCACUUGGGAUUGCGAUGGGGGCUUUCAUUUUGUAA